Salvia hispanica is the source of this 1959-nucleotide messenger RNA. Lineage: Eukaryota; Viridiplantae; Streptophyta; Magnoliopsida; Lamiales; Lamiaceae. The record is from RefSeq and is a predicted model, not a curated record.
ACCUAAAAACCUCUCUUUCUCUCCAAUCCUUCAACUCAUCACGGGCUCUAAAACCACAUCCAACCAAAUGGCUUCCUCUCUCCCUCAAACUAAACACGAGGCGGACGACACAAUCCCCGACGCCUGGGACUACAAGGGCCGCCCCGCCCUCCGCUCCUCCUCCGGCGGCUGGGUCACCGCGGCCAUGAUCCUAGCCGUCGAGGGCUGUGAGCGGCUAACGACGCUCGGAAUCGCCGUUAACCUCCUCACCUACUUGACCCGCACCAUGCAUUUGGGCAAUGCCACUUCCGCUAACACCGUUACUAACUUCCUCGGCACCUCCUUCAUGCUCUGCUUGCUCGGUGGCUUCAUCGCUGACACCUAUUUAGGAAGGUAUUUGACCAUUGGCAUCUUUGCUGCUGUUCAAGCAACGGGUGUGACGAUCCUGACAAUCUCCACCAUAAUCCCGAGCCUCCGGCCGCCGAAGUGCGAGGCCGGGAGCCGGUCAUGCAUCCCGGCGAGCGACAAGCAGAUGCUGGUCCUCUACACGGCACUCUACCUGACCGCACUCGGCACAGGGGGUUUGAAGUCGAGCGUGUCCGGGUUCGGGUCGGACCAGUUCGACGAGUCCGACCCGAAGGAGAAGAAGCAGAUGAUAAAGUUUUUCAACUGGUUCUUUUUCUUCAUCAGCAUCGGGGCGCUCCUCGCGGUCACGGUGCUGGUCUACAUCCAGGACCACCUCGGCCGCGAGUGGGGCUACGGGAUCUGCGCCUGCGCGAUCCUCGUCGGCCUCAUCGUGUUCUUGUCCGGGACCAAACGGUACCGUUUCAAGAAGCUGGUGGGGAGCCCGCUCACGCAGAUUGCGUCUGUGCUUGUGGCGGCGUGGAGGAAGAGGAACCUCCAGCCGCCGUCGGAUCCGUCGCUUCUGUUUGACGUGGAUGACGUGGCGGCGGAGGAGGGAGAGAGCAAGAAGAAGAAGAAGCAGAAGCUGCCGCACAGCAAGGAAUUCCGUUUUCUUGACAAGGCAGCUAUCAAGGAUCCUAAUGUGCAAAUGGAUGUCUCCAACAAGUGGUGCAUUUCGACAUUAACAGAUGUUGAAGAAGUGAAAUUGGUAAUUAGAAUGCUCCCAACAUGGGCCACAACGGUAAUGUUUUGGACUGUUUAUGCCCAAAUGACAACUUUUUCCGUGUCACAAGCAACCACUAUGGACCGUCGUAUCGGGAAAUCCUUCGAGAUCCCGGCUGCCUCACUCACCGUCUUCUUUGUCGCCACCAUCCUCUUGACCGUGCCAGUCUAUGACCGGAUAAUCGCGCCAAUUUGCAAGAAAUUGCUCAAGAACCCUCAAGGCCUAAGUCCCCUUCAAAGGAUAGGUGUGGGGCUAUUUUUGUCAAUAUUUGCCAUGGUGGCGGCCGCUUUGACCGAAAUCAAGAGGCUUAGGUUUGUCCAGUCACACGGUCAGACGCCACAUCAUGUGCCAUUGAGCGUCUUUUGGCUUGUCCCACAGUUCUUCCUAGUGGGGUCCGGGGAGGCGUUUACGUACAUGGGGCAGCUUGAUUUCUUCCUAAGAGAGUGUCCUAAGGGGAUGAAGACUAUCUCCACAGGGUUGUUCUUGAGCACUCUUUCACUAGGGUUCUUUGUGAGCUCAAUCUUGGUGAGCAUUGUGCACAAGGUGACUGGUGAGAAGAAACCAUGGUUGGCUGAUAAUCUCAAUCAAGGGAGGCUUUACAACUUCUAUUGGCUAUUGACAAUCUUGAGCAUUGUGAAUAUGGUUGUGUUUUUGGUUUGUUCAAGAAAGUAUGUUUACAAGGAGAAGAGGCUUGCGGAUGAGGGGAUUGAGAUGGAAGAUAGUGAACCAAGUUGCCAUUAAUAUGGAUUUGUUUCUCUAGCCUUAAAUAUUUAAUGGCUUUGUAAGUUGUUUUCAUGUUUAAGAUUGUGGAGAAAGCACAUGAUAUAUAUAUAUAAAAGUAUAUAUUUUAUGUA